This is a messenger RNA of Aricia agestis (brown argus), 719 nucleotides long. RefSeq names its product chorion class B protein PC10-like. Bases 100 to 684 code for a protein of 194 amino acids. Gene Ontology annotation, biological process: multicellular organism development; chorion-containing eggshell formation. Gene Ontology annotation, molecular function: structural constituent of egg chorion. Gene Ontology annotation, cellular component: egg chorion. Lineage: Eukaryota; Metazoa; Arthropoda; Insecta; Lepidoptera; Lycaenidae. The transcript is spliced from 3 exons. The record is from RefSeq and is a predicted model, not a curated record.
UAAUAUAAUUUUUUGUCACGUCUUCUCCUCUGAGGUUCACUAGGCCUCUGUUUAAAAGGGAUUCUAGUUUUGGAUGUAAGUUAGUUCCUAGACGACAAGAUGGAUUUUCGGGCUGUCUGGUUCGUUGCUCUAUAUCUACAGAGCAUUUCUGCGCAAUGCAUUCGCAGUCCGACAAUCGAAACUUAUGAGGGACCAUUGCUUUCUUAUCCUGCUGCGUCUAUACCGCUAUCCGGAGUAAUUUCAGGUUUACCAGACAGCCUUGCCUCAUCUCCGAAUCCACUUUCGCCAUGGGCUUCAUCAAUGGUAUCUCCAUUGGCUCCCAUUGCCAUGCCAUGUUUAAAUGGUUUUGGGCCUGCUGCUUUAGCCGCCUCAACUGGCACUGCAUUGUUCACUACAAGUUACUCACCUAUUGCUCCAGUAGGAAUAUUCAUACAUUCGGAGAACUAUUUCGACGGUACCGUCUCCGUUGCUGGUCAAGUACCAUUCCUAGGAUCUAUAGCAUUGGAAGGAGCUCUACCGUCAGCGGGUACAGGAUCCAUAUUAUACGGAUGUGGUGAUGGAGACAUCUUUAUUAUGAGUGAGGAAGUUGCAGAUCCUUAUUACAAACGCGGAUCGAUAUACGAUUUUGGUCCAUAUGGGUAUGAAAGGCCGCCCUACGGAUACGGCUACGGUAUCAGGUACUAGAUAUUAAGUGUUUUUUCCUUUUUUAAAAACUCUAA